GGUGGCGGCCGUGCUGUGUCAGGCGGGCGCUGCCGCCAUGGCGGGUGAGGGUGGUGCGUUCCGGCUGCGCUGCUCCCUGCUGGGGCACGGCCAGGACGUGCGGGGUCUCGCCCGCGGCCUCUUCCCGGAGGGCAGCUUCGUGUCCGUGUCGCGGGACCGGACGGCGCGGCUCUGGGCUCCGGACGGUCUUAACAGGGGUUUUACUGAAAUGCACUGUAUGAGUGGCCACUCAAAUUUUGUAUCUUGCGUGUGCAUCAUACCUCCAAGUGACCUCUAUCCUCGUGGACUGAUUGCAACUGGUGGCAAUGAUCAUAAUAUUUGCAUUUUUACAGUUGAUAGCACAACUCCUCUUUACAUCCUUAAGGGUCAUAAAAACACAGUUUGCAGCCUUUCAUCGGGGAAAUUUGGCACAUUAUUAAGUGGAUCAUGGGAUACAACAGCCAAGGUGUGGUUGAAUGACAGAUGUAUGAUGACACUACAGGGUCACACAGCUGCAAUAUGGGCAGUGAAAAUACUUCCUGAACAGGGAUUAAUGUUGACUGGUUCAGCUGACAAAACUAUAAAACUGUGGAAAGCAGGCAGAUGUGAAAGAACAUUCACUGGACAUGAAGAUUGUGUGAGAGGUUUAGCUAUCCUCAGUGAGACAGAAUUCCUUUCCUGUGCUAAUGAUGCUAGUGUUCGAAGAUGGCUGAUCUCUGGAGAGUGUCUGCAGGUGUACUAUGGACAUACAAAUUACAUAUACAGCAUCUCUGUAUUUCCUCAGUGUAAAGAUUUUGUGACUACUGGAGAGGAUAGAUCUCUUAGAAUCUGGAAACAAGGGGAAUGUGCUCAAACAAUCAGACUCCCAGCUCAGUCUGUAUGGUGCUGCUGUGUGUUAGACAAUGGUGACAUCGUGGUUGGUGCAAGUGAUGGAAUUAUAAGAGUGUUUACAGAGUCUUUGGAACGUACAGCAAGUGCUGAGGAGAUUCAAGCUUUUGAAAAUGAGCUUUCCCAAGCAUCCAUUGAUCCUAAAACUGGUGAUUUAGGAGAUAUUAAUGCUGAUGACCUUCCUGGAAGGGAACAUCUUAAGGAUCCCGGAACAAGAGAUGGACAGACACGGCUUAUUAGAGAUAAUGGUAAAGUGGAAGCGUAUCAAUGGAGCGUUAGUGAAGGAAGAUGGAUAAAAAUUGGCGAUGUUGUUGGUUCUUCCGGAGCCACACAACAGACGUCUGGAAAAGUUUUAUUUGAAGGAAAGGAGUAUGACUAUGUUUUCACUAUUGAUGUAAAUGAAAGUGGGCCUUCCUACAAACUGCCAUAUAACAUCACUGAUGAUCCUUGGCUGAGUGCAUACAACUUCCUGCAAAAGAACGAUCUAAAUCCUAUGUUUCUGGAUCAGGUGGCGAAGUUUAUUAUGGACAACACUAAAGGGCAAACACUGUUAAGUUCAAGUGCUCAAUUUUCAGAUCCGUUUACAGGUGCUGGGCGUUAUGUUCCAGGCUCUUCAUCUGGAUCAAAUACAAUACCUGGGGCGGAUCCAUUUACAGGUGCUGGUCGCUACGUUCCUGGUUCAGCAUCAAAUGCAGGACCUCCAGUGGGUGGAGUUGAUCCAUUUACAGGAAUGGGUGCGUACCAGUCAGCUGCUGCUAAGGCUGAAAAUAUUUAUUUUCCGAAGAAGGAUGCUGUCACCUUUGACCAGGCCAAUCCUACGCAGAUACUGGGCAAAUUAAAGGAACUUAAUGGCACGGCAGCUGAAGAACAUAAGCUUACAGAAGAUGACUUGAUAGUUCUAGAAAAGUUACUGUCUGCAACAUGCAACACCUCUGCAGAAACACCUACAGCACAGCAACUUCAGACGUUAUGGAGAGCAGUUAACUGGCCAGAAGAUAUUGUCUUUCCAGCCCUAGACAUUCUUAGAUUGUCUGUCAGGCAUCCCACUGUGAAUGAGAACUUCUGCAGUGAAAAGGAGCAUGUACAAUUUAUCGUCCUUCUCCUUAAAUUUCUGAACCCUAAAGGAAAGCAAGCAAACCAGCUGUUGGCACUUAGAGCUCUUUGCAAUUGUUUUGUCAGCCAUGCAGGCGAGAAGCUCAUGAUGGAACAGAGGGAUGAAAUAAUGACACAAGCAAUAGAAACUAAAUCAGGCAAUAAUAAGAACAUCCACAUUGCGCUGGCCACGCUGACGUUGAACUAUGCUGUAUGUUUACAUAAAGUCAACAAUGUUGAGGGCAAAGCUCAAUGUUUAUCAGUCAUCAGCACAGUUAUGGAAGUUGUUCAAGAUCUUGAAGCCAUUUUUAGACUGCUUGUGGCUCUUGGGACGCUUAUCAGUGAUGAUACAAAUGCUGUGCAAUUAGCUAAGUCUCUUGGAGUUGACUCUCAAAUAAAGAAGUAUGCCUCUGUAUCAGAACCAGCUAAAGUAAAAGAAUGCUGUAGGUUUGUUCUUAAUCUGCUAUAAUAAUGUUUAGCACAGUGUAUGCAGAAAAAAAGUGCUUUUCAUAUUUUAUGACAGAUUAUACUUGAGAAAAUACUGGGGAUUAAUUACACUUGAUUUGUUGCAAGAUACAGAGCAAAUAAAAAUUUUUGCACUGUU
Molecule: messenger RNA, 2563 nt
Organism: Empidonax traillii (willow flycatcher)
Lineage: Eukaryota; Metazoa; Chordata; Aves; Passeriformes; Tyrannidae
Gene: PLAA
Product: phospholipase A2 activating protein
Exons: 14
Coding region: 38-2428 (796 amino acids)
Biological process (GO): ubiquitin recycling; proteasome-mediated ubiquitin-dependent protein catabolic process
Cellular component (GO): nucleus; cytoplasm
Molecular function (GO): ubiquitin binding
Source: RefSeq, a predicted model, not a curated record